Messenger RNA from Neoarthrinium moseri, 1203 nucleotides. RefSeq lists its product as uncharacterized. Gene Ontology annotation, molecular function: transferase activity, transferring alkyl or aryl (other than methyl) groups. Lineage: Eukaryota; Fungi; Ascomycota; Sordariomycetes; Amphisphaeriales; Apiosporaceae. Bases 1 to 1203 code for a protein of 400 amino acids. The transcript is spliced from 3 exons. The record is from RefSeq and is a predicted model, not a curated record. Gene Ontology annotation, biological process: alkaloid metabolic process.
AUGAUUGAAGUGAUCACUUCAAACGAGCCUCGGGACUUCGUAAACUCAGUGCUCCGAUUCAGAGAUGACAACUCCCAAUUCUGGUGGGACACAACUGGUCGCAUGUUCUCCAAGCUCCUCAAGUACGCUGGCUACAGUACAGCAGAACAGAGAUGGAGGAGCCCUGGGACGCCAGACUCCACACCGAUCGACUUCAGUUGGGAAUGGGGUAGAGACAACCAGGCGAUCGUGAGGUAUAGCUUUGAACCCAUCGGCCCACAUGCCGGAACGGAGCUGGACCCCCUCAACAGAUUUGCAACGAAUGAAUGGAUUAUCAAAUUGAAACAGCAGAAUAUGGUACCUCGACUGGAUUUGGAGUGGUACGAGCACUUUACAAGGCAGAUCCUUCAGCAUGACAAUCGCACUGCAAAAACGGUAGACCGUUUCGUCGAGGAGACCACGCCCAAAGCCGGCACCGUUGUUGCACUAGAUAUUGAGAAGACAGGUCCCGUCAUGAAGAUUUACAUUUACCCCGGACUGAAGGCCGAGGAGCUGGGUAUUAGCAACCUCGAUCUUGUGGAGAGUUCUAUCCUCAGCUUGCCUCCGGAUCAGCUGAAGUCUCUCAACCCGGAGCCUCUUCUCGAAUUCCUCCGGGAGGGUACGAAUAAGUACAAUUUUGAGACAGGAAUCCUCGCCAUCGACUGCCUGGUCCCAAGUGAUGCACGAAUCAAGGUGUACACAAGAGCCCGCUACACCACCUUCGAGUAUAUGAUGGACUGUAUAACCAUGGGCGGCCGCCUCUACAUAUCUACGGAAGCCAUUAAAGAUCUCGAGGACUUCUGGAGAACGUUCCUCGGAGAUGCUUCCGAUGUUCUGCCUGAAGAUGUUCCUGGUAGAGCAAGCCCGGGAUUUUACUACACCCUCAGCUGCGGCAAGGCCAUCUUACCCAAGGUUUAUAUCUCUCCGCAGUAUUUUUGCAAGAGUGACGUGGAUGUGCUGUCCCGUCUCCGAAAGUUCUUUUCCACGCGUCGAUCCGAUCAGAUGAUGGAUAAUUACGAAGCAGCCGUAUUUGAUAUCUUCGGUACCAAGACCCUGGAAUCCCGGUGUGGCAGUCAUUACUAUAUUGGCUGUGCUUUGGCCAAGGGUCAGCUCAGAGUAGUCACCUAUCUCAGUCCUCAAACCUUCGAUUGUGAGAAGGAGAAGGCCAACGUGGAUGAGUCAUAG